GAGGGCGCGGGUCCCGAAACCCUGGCGGAGCGCACCGCGAAUGGAGGCCUGAGGGCGGCGGGGGCGGGGCGCGCCGCGAGCGAGGGCCGUGGCCGCGGCGGGCGCCGUCUAGAGGAGGCCGGGCCGUCAGCCACCACGCACUCGGGCGCGGUGAGGCGCCGGCGGGUCAGGCCGUGGGCCGCGGCGGCGAUGCAGCGACGGCGGCGCGCUCCGCCCGCGUCCCAGCCGGCCCAGGACGGCGAGGAUGGGGAGGUGCAGUUCUCCGCCGGGCGUCUGGGCUCGGCCGCGCCUCCCGGCGUCCCCGCGCGCGGCACCACGGAGGACGAGGAGCGGCUGGAGCGCGAACACUUCUGGAAGGUCAUCAACGCGUUCCGCUACUACGGCACCAGCAUGCACGAACGAGUGAACCGAACAGAAAGACAGUUCCGAUCGCUUCCAGAUAACCAACAGAGACUGCUUCCUCAGUUUCCUCUUCACUUGGACAAGAUCCGGAAAUGCAUUGACCAUAAUCAGGAAAUACUGCUGACCAUUGUGAAUGAUUGCGUACAUAUGUUUGAAAAUAAAGAAUAUGGAGAAGAUAGCAAUGGAAAGAUUAUGCCAGCAUCUACAUUUGACAUGGAUAAGUUAAAAUCUACAUUGAAACAGUUUGUAAGAGACUGGAGUGAAACUGGGAAAACAGAAAGGGAUGCCUGCUAUAAGCCAAUCAUUAAAGAAAUUAUAAAAAAUUUUCCGAAAGAGACAUGGGAUCCUUCUAAAGUAAAUAUUCUGGUACCUGGUGCUGGACUAGGAAGAUUGGCCUGGGAAAUAGCUAUGCUAGGUUAUGCUUGUCAAGGAAAUGAAUGGAGUUUUUUUAUGCUCUUUUCUUCCAACUUUGUACUCAACAGAUGUUCUGAAAUUAACAAAUAUAAACUUUAUCCCUGGAUCCAUCAGUUUAGCAAUAAUCGAAGAUCAGCUGAUCAGAUUCGACCCAUUUUUUUCCCUGAUGUUGACCCCCACAGUCUUCCUCCUGGUUCUAACUUUUCGAUGACAGCAGGAGACUUUCAGGAGAUUUACUCAGAAUGCAAUACCUGGGACUGCAUUGCUACCUGUUUCUUCAUAGACACAGCUCACAAUGUAAUUGAUUAUAUCGAUACAAUAUGGAGAAUACUCAAACCAGGUGGAAUUUGGAUAAAUCUUGGUCCUCUGCUAUACCAUUUUGAAAAUCUGGCAAAUGAACUUUCAAUAGAAUUGAGCUACGAGGAUAUUAAAAACGUUGUUCUGCAGUAUGGAUUCCAGCUAGAGGUAGAAAAAGAAUCUGUAUUGUCAACAUAUACUGUGAAUGACCUCUCUAUGAUGAAAUACUACUAUGAAUGUGUUUUGUUUGUGGUCCGGAAGCCACAAUAAUGGUCUUAAGUGAUAUUUCCCAGAGGAAAAAAAAAGUUUAGUAAGAAUAAAUGCUGAAAUAAACAACUCAAAGUCAACUAUCAGUGACAACAGGACACAACCUCAAAUCAGUGGUGCCUUCUUAUUCCUAACAAAAUUUAGAAAUAGUGUCUAUUUUCUUAAUGAUGUCUAUUGCUUUUCUCAGAAAUAUACUAUACCAAGCAGAUUUAUACUGCACAAGGUAAAAAUAAUGAAGAAAAUAUCUCCCGUGCAGAUAUAUAAAUGGAGAAAAUAUCUUCAAGUACUUUUUUCUUUGAAGCCCAGAAUUGUCUUUAAGAAAAUAAACCUAAAUUCCAGUUUUCAUGAAGCUGUUGCAAGUCUGCCACAUUAAUGACUGAUAGUACUAAAGUCCGUGAUCUUCUUGGGUUUUGUGUUGCCUCUGUUAUGUUUAGAAGAGUCUAGGAUCCUCUGUCAUGUUCAGCAUCUGGAACUGGAACUUUGUUCUCCUUGGACCUGAGUCAUCUAUACUUAAGAGAAUUUUGAAACUAUUCUUUCAUUAUUCAAAUUAGUUUUUUAUUUAGAAAGGCAUCAAAUGUGCCAUAUAAUGAAAUGCUAACUCAGUUGUAUCACAGAUGAAAAUUCACUGAAAUACAGUAACAGAAAUUCAGUCUUUUCCAUGCUAAACUGAAUCUUAUUAGUUCCUGGAUUAUUUUGAAAUGUAUAAGAUACAAACAUUAGAGGGCACAAAAGCUUUUUUUUUUUUUUUUUAAAGCAGUGUUAAGAAACUGGAAAAAUAGGAAUAAAAUCUGACCAUCUGAGAUACAUAAUUUCAAACUAAAAAUGAAUUACAAAAUUUAUCAGUGUGAUGUUUACAAUGUUUUUAUUUAAAGUAUGUGGCUUAUGAAAGCAAGCACUUUUUUAGUUAAAAUGUAUUCUAGUAAAACUCAUAGUAGAAUUAAUGUGAGAAGUUUUUGAGUAUGAAAUUCAGGGAUAAAUUUAUGCCCACGGUCUGUGUUUUCAGGAUCCCAGGCAGCAGCCAUGCAUGGAAUUUCAGAUUAAUACUAGUUUUAAUCCCUAUAGAUUUGGAGUUGAAACAGCGUGCUGCUUUAAUUUUCUACCUCUAAGGAGGCCUGUUUUAGAGGGAGCUUUCCUUGUUGUUUAAUGCUGUUACUCUGUUUCCAUUAGCUAGGAAGGUGGAGAUGGCAAGUGUUUUAACUUUUACAGGAAAAGAAAGCUCUUGCUGAGUGUUUCACAUGGCUCUGACCUCUGACAUUUGGAUUGGAUAUGUAGCAGUGGCAUAGCUGCCAUGUUGCCAUGCUUUUAUAGGAUGCCUUACUUUACAACUUGGGCCUUGUGUUGCUUAGGUUUGGGAGUCUAUAGGGUCUGAUAUCUUUGAGAGAGUUCUAAACGUUGUGGGAAUUUUUGUCAUCUGUCCGCCCAUUAUGGAGAACAUGGCUCCAUGGCGUAAAUUUUACUUCUUAGGCUAUGUAAAUUCAUAGUCUACUUUUCUUUUAAAAUUAUCCCUGGUUCUUCCAUCGCGGAGUAUUUCACAGAUGUUCAUUUGGUGGAAAUCCUCAUUACUUACUGUUUAUGGGGGUGGGGAUCUCUCAGAAUUAUUUUUUGAAGGGAAAAAAAACCUAAAAGAAGUGUGUUUUAAAAGACAUCCAUUGAACAGCAAGGAAUGCAUGUUUUUUUUGUUUUGGUUAUUUAGGAAUGCUUUUUAUUCAUUGAAUAGUAUUUUCCUGUAGCCUGGUUUUUGUUUACAAAGACAAGAACAGACUGACACCGGUAGGGUGGGUUUUACCUAAGGGUUUUUUUUCCCCCAUCAUGUUUUACUCUUUAAUAAUACUUCUUGCAUUUCUAAAUUAUAUAUUUUACUUUACUCUGCAAUCAGUUAUUUCAUUUAUAAUCAUGAAUAUUUAAAAAAUAUUCUUUAUAAAUUUGCAUCACUUAUUCUCUUGUGGCUUUUGAGUUAAUAUAUUCUGGACUUGAAAAUGUGGUAUAAAUCAAUAAUGGAAGUGUCACUGGAGAAGUUUAAUUUUGUAUUUUUUUAAAUUUAGGUCUAGCUACUGAAGUGUGUAAGCCUUGAAGUUUCAAAAUUUUUUAUAAUUAGUGCGAUACACAAUACUCUCAUUUCCAUAAAGUGAUCAUAUGCUUGCUGUUUUAAAAUUUCCAUUUUCUGAGGUGGUGCAGAUUUAGAUUCUAAUCAAUGAACAAGACAGGGCCUGUGAACUAAGCAGGGAAGCUGCAGAAAUCACAGUAUGAAAUAAACAAGUUUGGGAACUGUAAAGUGUACGGGAUUUCAAUGUACUUUACAUUCUAAACGUUGCCAAAAAGGUUGAAUUGGAAGCUUCAUGUCUGCAUGAAAUUUCCUAUAUUUUUAAUGUGUAUGGACUUAACUUUUCUUAAAUAUUAAACUCUGCCAAUUGCUAUAA
This is a messenger RNA of Meriones unguiculatus (Mongolian gerbil), 3797 nucleotides long. It is a transcript of the gene Carnmt1, whose product is annotated as carnosine N-methyltransferase 1. Bases 190 to 1383 code for a protein of 397 amino acids. Gene Ontology annotation, molecular function: S-adenosylmethionine-dependent methyltransferase activity. The transcript has 8 exons. The record is from RefSeq and is a predicted model, not a curated record. NCBI's taxonomy places the organism in Eukaryota, Metazoa, Chordata, Mammalia, Rodentia, Muridae.